Messenger RNA from Zootoca vivipara (common lizard), 3489 nucleotides. It is a transcript of the gene RPS6KB2, whose product is annotated as ribosomal protein S6 kinase B2. Lineage: Eukaryota; Metazoa; Chordata; Lepidosauria; Squamata; Lacertidae. The record is from RefSeq and is a predicted model, not a curated record. Gene Ontology annotation, molecular function: protein serine/threonine kinase activity; ATP binding. Gene Ontology annotation, biological process: protein phosphorylation; signal transduction.
GACACGCAGGGAGGCGGGGCCCGGAAGGCCGCGGGGGUAAUCGGGGAUCCCCUGCUAUGGCCGGCGUCUUCGACAUCGACCUGGAAACGGAGGAGGGGAGCGACGGGGAGGAGCCUGAACUGGGGGCCUUGGAGGUGGACCUAGAUCUUCGCCACACAGGUGCUGAACUCGUGCCAGGUCAUUAUGAGGAAAUUGAAAUAUCUGAGAGUAUUGUCAACAAUGGCCCAGAGCGCAUUGGGCCCCACUGCUUCGAAUUGCUACGUGUUUUGGGCAAGGGUGGCUAUGGCAAGGUAUUCCAGGUACGGAAGGUGCAGGGCACAAAUGCUGGGAAAAUAUUUGCCAUGAAAGUCCUAAAGAAGGCCAAGAUUGCCUGUAAUGCCAAGGACACCGCCCACACAAGGGCAGAGAGAAAUAUCCUGGAGGCCAUCAAGCACCCCUUCAUUGUGGACCUCAUCUAUGCCUUCCAAACUGGUGGUAAACUCUACCUCAUCCUGGAAUGUCUCAGUGGUGGGGAGCUCUUCAUGCAGCUGGAGCGAGAAGGCAUCUUCCUAGAGGACACAGCCUGUUUCUAUCUGAGUGAGAUCACUCUGGCCCUUGGUCACCUGCACUCUAAUGGCAUCAUCUACCGGGAUCUCAAGCCUGAGAACAUCAUGUUAAACAGCCAGGGGCACAUUAAGCUGACGGACUUUGGCCUCUGUAAGGAGUCCAUCCAUGAUGGCGCUGUCACCCACACCUUUUGUGGCACCAUAGAAUACAUGGCCCCAGAGAUAUUGCUGCGCAGCGGCCACAACCGAGCAGUGGAUUGGUGGAGCCUCGGUGCUCUGAUGUAUGACAUGCUCACUGGAUCGCCGCCAUUUACAGCCGAAAACCGCAAAAAGACCAUGGACAAGAUCCUGAAAGGGAAGGUGGCGCUUCCACCCUACUUGACCCCCGAUGCCCGUGACCUGAUCAAGAAGUUCCUCAAAAGGCAUGCCAGCCAGAGGAUCGGGGGCGGGCCAGGCGAUGCUGCAGAUGUACAGAGACACCCGUUUUUCCGACACAUUAACUGGGAUGACUUGCUGGCUAGGAGAGUUGACCCACCCUUCCGGCCAUCACUGCAAUCUGAAGACGAUGUCAGCCAGUUUGACACCCGCUUCACUCGGCAGACCCCCGUGGAUAGUCCUGAUGAUGGCUUCCUCAGCGAGAGCGCCAACCAGGCCUUCUUGGGAUUCACCUACGUAGCCCCAUCAGUGUUGGAGAGCAUCAAGGAAGGCUUCUCCUUCCAGCCCAAGCUGCGAUCUCCCCGCCGUCUCAACAGCAGCCCCCGCACCCCUGUCAGCCCAUUGAAGUUCUCACCCUUUGAAGCCUUCAAGCCAAGCACAAGCACGGAACAGAUGGAGCUGUCGCCGCCCUCGCUCAUGCCAGUGCCAGAAGUCACUGCUCCGCUGCCCAUCAAAACCCCAUCGGGCACCAGGAAGAAGAAGAGCCGGGGGCGGGCCCGGUAGCUGAGGCAGUGAGAUCAUUGGACCGUCCGCCUUGGCAGGGCGGCGCUCUCUGGUUGCUCAGGUGGACGGGGGCUCAGAGGUGGAGAGAGCUGUGCCACAGCAACGUUAAGCCCUGUUUGGGGAGCACCUUUUCUCCCCCGCUGCAAGGGGCCACCUUCCCUCCCAGCUGCAAAGGGCGGUGUGGUGUCGGUGCUUUUCCGUCAUAGGGAACGAUCCCUACGUGAGGUGCUUUCUUUUGAAAUAUAUAGUGAAACGUGGUGGGAACGGAGGGAAGUUGAGACACACAAAAGAUCGGUCAUAAGGCACCUGCCUCGGGGCUGAGGACGCUGCCAUCUUACUGGCGGUGCAUUUUGCGUGAGUGUGAACUGGGGGUAGGGAGGACUUUGCUGUUAGGACAUGCAGUCUGGCUCUCCUCGCUGCUGCCAGAUCCGUGGCAAUUAAAGCUUUAGGACUUGUAAAGCAAGGGGCACAGCUUUGACCAGGCGAAAAGGAUUGAGCGAAUCCUACUGGGUGGAGUUGCACCCCCUCGCGGGAAGCUUCUGCACCCGUCUAACUUUCCCCAGUGUGCACCAAGUGCCAAAAACUGAUGGUGCUCCUUAAGUGGCCGUGACCAGGUCAGUCUUACCCCCGGGCUACUACCUAUUUAGCAGUGCCUCUUUCUGUACCCUUGACUGUGAGUGGAUCCUAGCGGUCUGGUUGCCGCCCAGACAAUGGGCUGGUAAGUGGCAAGGAUUUAACAGCUUGUUUCUGAGGACUGCUGCCACGAUGCCCAUGAAGCUUGGCCUAUGCCAGUAGUACAGUUGCGGUGGGAGAAAACCAUGCUGUCUUAUCUCCCCUCUACUUUAUUUUGUCAUAGGAAACUUUCAAAACAAAAUGGAAACUCAGGCUUGGUGGGGACAGGCAAUCGAGCAAGCUAGGUGCAAACGGGAAGGGGGUCAAUAGGCAACACAGGGCAAAAGCAACUUCUGCUAUGUCCAUGGGGUGGGGUGGUGAACUGCCUUCAGUCUGUAGCUGUCUUUGCAGCGGGUGCUUCAGUGCCCUCUAUCCUGCUACUUCUAGAGGGCAGUGACAUGCAGCUGUUUGCCUGGGUCCUCCCAGGCCGCUGUCCCAGAGAAAGAAUGCAGAUCACUCAGGAGAGCCCCUGCGCUGCUCUCAGUUGCCUUUGGGACCCCUUCUUCCACUGAGGCCUCCUGCACUGCUUUAUCUUCUGCUGGCUCCGGUUCGGCCUUCUCCUUGGAAGCUCCUUGCUUUUCCUCGUCCUUGUCCUCCUCCUCGUCUUCUCCUUGGAGAAGCUGCUGCUGCUCCCUCUCAUCCCCCACAUCAAUGGGUUGCUCCUCCCCGGACUCUUCGUCUCCCAGCUUCUCAUCCUGCUGUCCCUGUAACGGCUCUUCGGGGAGUUCCCCUCCCCAAAGCCCUUGCCAUCGGAGCAUCAGACCCCUCAGCAGGCGCUGGGGGUGGUACCUUCCUCCUGAUUUGCGGCUCAGCCGGCGCCACGCCAGGAACAGCAAGAGGAGCAGCAGCAGCAGCAGGCAAACCAGGAAACUCACGACGAUGUCAUCACUGCUCUUGCCGUGGCCACCUCUCUCUGGAGCUGCUCCCAUGGCUUUCCCUAGAAACAGCAGGAGCAGGGCAGAGAGCGCGUGGACGAACUGGGGCCUCUACAGAGAAAAAGGAGCCAGGAUGAGUCCCUGCCCCUGCAAUUUUAAUAUGACAAGGAGCCUUGAAUGUUGGCCUGCUGUCUGGAGCUGUGGCGCUCUUCCCUGGGCUGUGUGGAUCAUGGAAUCGUGCCCUGAAAAGUCCCACUUGCACAGUGUUAAUUGGACUCUGAUGUAGAUGUUAAGGAGGGAUCAUGGAUCAUGGUAAAAAGAGCAGGGCACUGCCAUUGCUCGGAAGCUGUCUAAGUUUUUAAAAUGUUCACCAGCAACUGCCUGCAUAUAUAUAUUUUUAACCUACAUGCUGCAGCUAGGAGGGCUUGCAAUUAAAGAAGAAAAAAUGAGUUCCUGGC